AUGAAGCACAAACAAAGGGAAGCUUUCGAGAACGAUCUGGAUCUCAUGGAGGUACAAUUGAUCUGAUAAAUAUAAGAAAAACCUAGCGUUCAGGAACAAGAUGCUAUUUUCGAGGAAUGGGCCGCAGGAAGCUGUACAGACAUGGAAAAAGUGAGAGAAAAACAAUGAUUCUGAGAAUAGUUAGGGCAUUGCAGAACGACGAGGUGCUAGGCCUCGAAAAAGUCAUCGACCUGCCCUUCCGCAAAAAGUGAGUCUAUUAUGUAGAUCGAUGGUAUCAAACAGUGUAUUCCAUUUCAGAAGAGGAAACAACAAACCAACAACUUUUGCCACGUGUGAGGUCUGCGGAAUCCAUUUGAAGCAUCCAUCACGGAUCAAAGUAUCAUUCAGACUCUGAGAUUCUCAAGAAUCAAUUUAAUUCAGGAGCACAUGCGAACUCACACUGGAGAGAAGCCGUUCGAGUGUGAUAUUUGCGGAUUGCGAUUCAGUCAGAAGACUCCGAUGGUUAACCAUUACCGUGUGCAACACAUGAGAGAUCUUCCAUUCCAGUGCAGUUUCGGAUGCGGAAAGAAAUUUGUGAAUAACUCGCGAAAGAAUGCUCACGAGUUGAGACACAUUGGAUUGGUAAGCUUUAAUGUUAGAAGACAAGAAUACAAUUUUAUGUUUCCAGAAACGAACUGGUCCGCCGAGACCGCACCUCAAACCUGUGAAGAAAAUAGUGUGCCGUCAGUUAGAAAUGGACUCAUCACGCACUAUCCGCGGCCUGUCCGUUUCUGCCACCGCCAACUUCAUCCGUCCGCCGUCUCUGUUAGUUAUUCGAACAUUUUCUUCAAUGCAUCAGUUUAUUUUGCAGAGCAAAUGGUUUUCAAGAACAUCCUGGCCCGUCAGGUUCUUCUGCUUCGCCACCGCCUCCGCCAUUCUUCCCUGAAGAUAUGGAUUCAGGACAGAGAAUCGACGAUGUCAUUUCUUCCGUUCUUGCUAGAGUUCUGGCUCCGCCGCCCGAAGAAGUUCCUGCAGAGAAGGUGGACGAUGAGUCGUCGAAACGGCAGUACUUGUCAACCCGCACACCCACAGUUGCGCAAUGCAACAUUUGUGGUCUCAUGCUCAAACAUCCGAGCAAGAUUGCCGAGCACAUCAGAACGCACACGGGCGAAAAGCCGUUCCAAUGCGGAGAGUGCGGCAUGUUCCUUUCGAAGGCGACCUCGCUCAAGGUGCACAUUCGUCGAAUGCACACGAGCGAACGGCCGUUCCCGUGCGAAUGGGAGUGUGGAAUGUACUUUGUGACGGAAUCGAUCAAAAGGGAGCACGAGAUGGCGGUGCACGCGGGAGUUAAGAGAUACACGUGCAUUGUGAAGGGCUGCAACACGUUCUUCGCGCGACGAAGCUAUCUGAUGAGACACCGAAAGAACGUGCACGGAGAACUGUUCUGCGGGAUCUUCGAUCCUGCGCAAGUUGCUGCCGAGGAAGCUGCAGAUCCAGUCAUCGACGAGAAGACUCUGUUCCUCGACGGAGGAGAUCAGAUGUUGUUGCUCGGCGAAGAUGUCAAACUGCUCAGUCAAUUCGACGAGGAGGAGUUUGUCGAGCAACAGAUGAGUGCCAAAUGA
Molecule: messenger RNA, 1601 nt
Organism: Caenorhabditis sp. 36 PRJEB53466
Lineage: Eukaryota; Metazoa; Nematoda; Chromadorea; Rhabditida; Rhabditidae
Source: the annotation of a GenBank genome assembly